AUGGAUGAUUUGAAAGAACACGAAAAUCAAAUGGAUGUAUUUCGUCAAGAAAUACCAAUUGAACUACGAAAACAAUUCGAAAACGAUGACGAUGAAGUUACAGAAUUAGGUGAAUGGGCAUAUUCCUUACAAUUUGUUCAAAUAUUUCAACAUCUUAAUAAUGUCGAUCGACUUGAUCUUUCAAAUCAAUUUGUAUUUGAAGAAUUUAAUGAUAAGGACAUAAUUAUUAAUGAAAGUGAAGAUGCCAAAUUCUUUUAUAUUAUUUUACAAGGUGCAGCUAUGGUUUAUAAAACAACAUCUAAUAAUGGUUCACGUGUGAAAAUUACAAAAUUAGGUCCUUACGAUCAUUUUGGUGGUUUAUCGUUAUUUUUUCAUAAACCAUAUGCUGCUACAGUACAAGCUAUUGGACCAUUAAAAUGUCUCAAAAUGGAUGAUAAAAAAUUUCAAACUAAUCUUCAACCAAAGUUAAUUGAUCUUGAACGAGCUGCUCAACAAUAUAAUGCAUUUAUCAAUUUUCCUGUUUAA
Messenger RNA from Rotaria sordida, 525 nucleotides. Lineage: Eukaryota; Metazoa; Rotifera; Eurotatoria; Philodinida; Philodinidae. The record is from the annotation of a GenBank genome assembly.